UGCGCAUGCGCUCUGGCAGCCCCAUUCGCCGAGAGUCCCAAGCUCGUGCUGUGUGUGAGUGAAUUAUUACGGCGUGAGUAGGGGGAGCCACGACCAAACAACAUGGCAUUGCAACAAAGUGGAACCUAGCCGAACCCCGGGGAAAGUGUCGAGGAAACCCUCCGAAAACGCUCGUUCCUUUUGUCCUGUACGCUUUACUUUCCCCCUCCGAUAGAUGGUAUCCAGCGAGCCGUCCCUGGCAGUGGAAGAAGACUACUUCUCGAAUAAUAUGAAGGAGAUGAUUGGAGGCUGUUGCGUUUGCUCAGACGAGAGAGGUUGGGCUGAGAAUCCACUGGUUUACUGUGACGGGCAUGGCUGCAAUGUCGCUGUUCACCAAGCAUGUUAUGGCAUUGUUCAAGUCCCUACUGGCCCCUGGUUUUGCAGAAAAUGUGAAUCUCAGGAGAGAGCAGCUAGGGUGAGGUGUGAACUCUGUCCCCAUAAGGAUGGUGCCCUCAAGAGGACCGACAAUGGAGGUUGGGCCCAUGUUGUUUGUGCAUUAUACAUUCCUGAAGUGGAGUUCGCAAACGUUUCCACCAUGGAGCCUAUUGUGUUGCAGUCUGUUCCCCACGAGCGAUACAACAAGACAUGCUACAUUUGUGAAGAACAGGGGAGAGAAAGCAAAGCUGCAACAGGAGCAUGUAUGAAUUGCAACAAACAUGGGUGUAGACAGGCUUUUCAUGUAACAUGCGCACAGUUUGCUGGGCUGCUUUGUGAGGAACAAGGCUCAGAUGCAGACAAUGUGAAGUACUGUGGCUACUGCAAGUACCAUUACAGCAAACUGAGAAGGAGCAAAGGCCGCUGUAGUAGGGCUCAAAGCUUAAGUGAUUCUUCAUCACAGUCUUUGGAUAAGCAUCAUGUCAAGGACAAAAAGAAACAUAAAGAGAGGGACAAACAUAAACCAAAGCACAAAAAGACAAUAGAACCUUCACCUGUACUUGUUCCAACUUUGACUGUAACAACAGAGAAGACCUACACCAGCAGCAGCGGCGGCAGCGGCGGCGGAGGCUCUGUGCCAAACUCCCUGAAGAGGCUGGACGACACCGCGGCUCGGUUCACGAACGCCAACUUCCAGGAAGUCCCGGCCCACGCCGUGGGCGGCAAAGAUGGCGGUGCCGCCGCCGCCGAGGGCAAGGGGUCGGAGGGCAAAGGGAAAAGGACGGCCGGCCACAGCUCGGGCCAAAGGGGGCGGAAGGCUGCCAGCGGCAAGCCCCCCAUCAGCGUGACGGUCACUGCGGCAACCUCCACCAGCCCCUUUCAGCAAGGCAGCCUUCUGGGGACUCCGAGCAGCGGCAAAAGCGCUUCGGCCAGCGCAGUGCAGUCUCCCCAGGAAUUUCCGAGCUUCGCAGAAUCCGAUCUGCGGAAUGACAGCUACGCUCAUUCCCAGCAGCCGUCGUUCACGAGGGCUCCGUCUAAAGGAGAGUCUGCCGGUCAGGAAGGGGGUUUAAACGCUUUCAGCUCUCUAAUGGCCCUCCCGUCUGUGUCCUCUGGGGCUGCGCAGGCUAAAAGCUACGAGAACUCUCAGGGAGACUUAAGUGGCCCAGCUGGCCUUGCCCCAGCGGGGUAUAAACGCCCCCAGCCUUCCCUGGGAGCGGUGGAGGAGGACGACGCCGUGAAGGGGAAAAAGCGCCGGGGGAACUGGAGGAACAAGUACGGGCCGGGGAGGUCCCGCGGGAACAAGGCCCAGGAGGCCAUCUGUCACCUGCCUGCGUCCUCGGCCUCGCCCGCCUCCUCCGUGGCCUCGGGAGCCGGCAGCGUCACUGGUACAGGCGCUGGCGGCGGCGGCAGCGCCAACACGACCAACGGGACCAGCACCCAGAAAUCGCCCACUCUCCUCAGGAAUGGAAGUUUACAAAACCUGAGCGUCAGCUCCUCCCCUGCCGGUCCAGGUGCCUUCCCCAGCGGCGAUGUCCUGGUGUCCCUGCCCAGCGCGGUGUCGGCCUCCAGCUGCAGCACCCCUCUGCGUAGUUCCGAGUUACCUCAGCAGACCAGGGCGCCGCCGCCGCCGCCCGCCGCCCCCUCACUGCUUCUCCCUCCCACGGCGACCCCCCUCUCCAGCGUGGUGUGCACUCAGGCAAAUGCGUUACCUGGCUCCUCCUUUAAUCUGGCUCCAUCUCACAUGUUUGGGAACCGUCUGAAUCCAAACUCCGCCAUGGCAGCCCUUAUAGCCCAGUCAGAGAACAGCCCAGCAGGUGAGGCCGGCCUGUCAGAAACACCUAACACAUGCGCGGACACACACAGGCAGGCACACACACAUACAUGUGUCCAUCAGCAGGAACUUGACCGCAAUAUUUUUAUAAGCUGCUUUGCCUUGUCUCUCACUGGAAAAAAAAAAAAAAAGACUCCAAAGACGGUGAAGCAUAUCCACCCUCUUUUUUUUUUUCAAUCCAGAAAUGCCCAUCCUUUCAGCGGCAGCUCUCCGGCGAGCGGACUGCAGAUCCGCUAUGAUCAGUCAGGCGGCGGCGGCGGCGGCGGCGUGGAGAAUGUGCCUCCGGUGGCGACCAGCAUUGAGCAGCUGCUGGAGAGGCAGUGGAGUGAAGGGCAGCAGUUCCUGUUCCAGCAAGGCACGCCAGGAGACAUCCUGGGAAUGCUGAAAUCCCUGCACCAGCUGCAGGUGGAGAACCGCCGGCUGGAGGAGCAGAUCAAGACCCUGACGGUGAAGAAGGAGCGGCUGCAGCUCUUGAGCGCCCAGCUGUCCGUGCCCUUCCCCAGCGCGGCCCCCAGCCCUGGCACCCCCCCGCAGCUGCCCCCGCUCGCCGCCACCGCCGCCGCCGCCCCCCCGCCCGAUGUGUUGAGCAGCAGAAAAAGCCCACAGCUCAGCAGCAGUUAUUUGCCAGACAGCUCCCUUCCUUUAACAAUCCAGGUAAAUCAAUCUGUCCUUUUUCUCGCUCAAGCGGUCCAGCAGGUCAACGGAGUGACGGUGGGGACGCUGGCCGGCGGCAUGCAGACUGUGACGUCCACCAUCCCCGCCAUGCCAGGCGUCACCGGACUGAUAGGAGCCAUUCAGGGAGGCCAGCUGGCCAUGAAUGGGAUCGUCGGAGCAGUGGGAGCCCUGAAUGGCGUCAUCCAGACUCCUCCAUCCAUAACACAGAACCCCAGCUCCCUGCCCCACGCCGCAGUGCCUCCCAACGUGUCCCUCCCCAUCCCCAGCACGCUCAACAACAGCGCACCCGGCCUGGGGCUCCUCUCGGACCAGCAGAGACAGCUCCUACUUCACCAGCACCAGCUCCAGCAGCUCCUCUCCUCCCAGCAGCCCAUCCCGGAGCAGCACCAGGCUCUUCUGUACCAACUGAUGCAACACCAGCAGCAGCAGCAGCACCACCACCACCAUCACCACCAACACCAGCAGCAGCAGCAGCAUCACGAGCUCCAGCAGCUCCAGCUCUCCGCCGCUGCCCAGCUGCCCAUGAACAGCCUGCUUCCCACAGCGCAGGGCGCCAUCACAGCCAACCCCUUCCUGGCCAUGCACGCUGACCCAGCUGCACAGAAAACUCCUCGACUAACAGAAAAAACUGGACCCGUUGUACAGGAGAAGAGUUGAUGGAGGAUUUCACUGUACUUGCAAUAGGAUAGCAUUUCAUCAGCCUAUCUCUCAACAUGGAAUGAAAUAUCUGAAGAAAACUAGAUGCAGUUCUUGAAAGAGAAGAAAAAGUUACCUGGCUUUAUGUACCAUUCCUUAAAGUCAAUGGACGUAAAACUCAGAUGUUGCUUUCUUGCACUAAAUUGGAAUUAAUCAUUUUAAAUACUUCAGGGACUGCAAAGAGAAUAUCUACAAAACAUGUUUUUAAAUAGAUCAGUUCAUUUUUUUUCUCUCAAGGAACUGGAUAGCUUUUCCUCAGCUAGUAUUUAAUAUGGAACUGUGAUGGGUCUUUGACAUAAUUAGUGCUUGUUAUAGUGUUUGACAUGUGCGUGUGAGAGUCCUGAACUGUGUCAACUGGUGCUUUUACUUUGCCACUCUUUCUAAGGUAUGAUGGUUCAAAGGCUUUACCUUUGCUUAAAGAACAAGUAGUGAAAAAAUAGAUGUGAGUACUGUGCAACGUCAUGUAUCUGACUCACUAGGGACCGUGGAUCAGAGACACGUGUGAAAAGGUAGGAGAAUUGUAUUGGGAAAGAGAUGACUUACAGAUUGAUUUCCAUGUAAAAUUAAAGUAUAAACCUCCUUAAAGGAGGGGGGAAAGGCUUUAUUUUCACCACCGGGUGAAACAAUAAGAAUACAUUGUUGUUUACAAUGUAAAAGUCAAAAUAAAAAGGUGGUUCGAUGGAACACUGACUACAUCCAUUCAGGCCUUGUAUUCAGUGGUUUAACUCGGAGAGAGAAGUCUUGAGAAAUUUUUCCAUUUAAACAUUGCCCGCGUCUGCUGUCCAGUCAACAGGCUUCUGUUGUGCUGGCUCCACCUCAGAAUUCCCUUCCGACGACUCUGGAAAUUGUUGGUUUGCAUCUGUUUGCGUUGUUGGUUGCGAAGUCACUCGGAGGCGCAAUCCCAGUAUUCCCGACGGUGCGCUUCUUGCAGCUUUGUUUUCUUCAGUUACAAAAUAAGGUUAAUCAAUCUGCUGUCUCUUUCCUCCUCGUUACUUAGACGUUGCCCCUCUACUGGGCUUCUCCAAGUGAAUAAUUCAGGAUGGUUAUGCGGUGGUCAGAUGUGGGGCGUUGUACUUUACUCCAUGCUAGCCUGUAAACGUAUGUGCUUUGGAGACUCAAGACUGGGCAAAGUCGGUUGUAUAGAUUUUCAGUUUACAGGGUUCUAAACAGGCGGUAGCCUAAGAGCUUGGAGUGGAUACAUGCUCCGUGGCUUUUAAAGGAUCACUCUUUAUGGCCUUAGGUUCUGUAGGUUUCUAAAGAGUUGGGGUAGCUGCUAGUAAACAAAAGUAGAAAAGAUGGAUUUACUAUUGUUAGGGAGUGUUCCUUUGAGAGUAGUGGAAGCUAUCGAAUCUCAGCCCAAGUGCCUGUUGCUAAGUCCAUUGUUCACAGAAUAGCUCAGGGGCUCUGGAUAUUUUAGCCUGCACUCAGUCGCAAUUCCUGUCAUAGCAAUGUUCCACUAUACCAGCAGCCAGUAAUGAAUUCAUAUCAAUCACUCUGAAUAUACUCAGGCGAUAUGAGAAAUCAUAACCAGGUUGAUAUUUACUUUGCCUCUGUCCAUAGACUAAAACCCUCUGAGAAUGAGUCUGUUGAAUCUUUUACAAUGUUACUGCAUUUCUGAAUAUUGAAGAAAACAAUUUUUGCUUUAUAAUUUAUUAACGUUUUGUAAAACAAGUGCAAGACCACAUUUUGUCUGACCUAUUCGUUCUUGAGAAGCAAAGGGUCUUUUCUACUACUGUACAGUUGUGUUCAAACAAAUGUAAAGCUUGGGUUAUCUUGUACCAUACAUUUAGCAAAUUUCUAAUAAUGACAAAAUAUAUUUCCUAGGUGGAAACAAAAACUACUUAAAGUUACAAAUCGUAACCUUGAGAAGUCCCUUAAACUAUAUCACUGUAAAUAUUUUUUUCCCCACUGUGUACAGAGCUAAGGAAACAUUUUGGGUUAUGGAUAAAACCUUAAAAGGUUUGAAUUGCACAGUUUUACCUCGUUUCUGUAUAUAAGUGUAUGUGAUUCUCAUUGGUGUUGUGAAGAGGUCUAAAUGCAACCUCAAUUUUUGCUUUAAAAUAUUUCUAUCAGCUAUGUGAGCAAUGACUGGACACAAAGUAUUAAUUUAUUUUUAUAUAUGCAGGGAAAUUUUAGAAGCUGUGGCACCAUUUUUUCUGGAAUCAAAAUAGUGUGCGUUGUUUUGUAUUACUUUUAGCCCAUAGAUUCUCAGUUGUAUAUCGAUUUUUGUACAGCAUUUGAAAAUUCUCAAGGGUUUAUAUUUCACUAAAAACACCAAAACGUUUUUUUAAAAAAGCUCUUUGUAAAUGCUGUUGAUUUAUAUUGCGUUUGUAGUGAGAACCCUUUGUUAAAUAUUGAAAUUAUGUAGUGUUAAGCAGUUGUUCCAAAUUUAUAAAUUAAAAACAUGUUUUGUCUAUUUAACUGUGUGAUUAUAAAGUCCUUCUACCUCU
Lepisosteus oculatus (spotted gar) is the source of this 6066-nucleotide messenger RNA. The record is from RefSeq and is a predicted model, not a curated record. Lineage: Eukaryota; Metazoa; Chordata; Actinopteri; Semionotiformes; Lepisosteidae.